Messenger RNA from Oncorhynchus masou masou (cherry salmon), 4621 nucleotides. RefSeq names its product signal transducer and activator of transcription 3. The record is from RefSeq and is a predicted model, not a curated record. Gene Ontology annotation, biological process: growth hormone receptor signaling pathway via JAK-STAT; cell surface receptor signaling pathway via JAK-STAT; regulation of cell population proliferation. Bases 238 to 2661 code for a protein of 807 amino acids. The transcript is spliced from 23 exons. Lineage: Eukaryota; Metazoa; Chordata; Actinopteri; Salmoniformes; Salmonidae. Gene Ontology annotation, molecular function: RNA polymerase II cis-regulatory region sequence-specific DNA binding; DNA-binding transcription factor activity, RNA polymerase II-specific.
UCCUGGUGGAAUUGGACAACUAGCUGUCAGUGUGUAUAGUAUCGCGACAUUGAAGUAGGCUACGUUACACGUAGUUCCGAUUGUUAGAAAUACAGUUUGGUUAAAAGUUCUCGAUUGUCCUGUACAAUAAGACAUUUCGUUCUGGUGGUUUAAGGCUGGUUUCUGGCUACGAUUUGACGGGAUCCUUUUUCUGACACUUUCCCGUGGACAGUAGGGGUUGUGGAGGCAGCCGGUAGCAUGGCCCAGUGGAACCAGUUGCAGCAGCUGGAGACUAGGUACCUGGAGCAGCUGUACCACCUAUACAGCGACAGCUUCCCCAUGGAGCUCCGGCAGUUCCUCGCCCCCUGGAUCGAAAGCCAGGACUGGGCGUACGCAGCGAACAAGGAGUCCCACGCCACGCUGGUGUUCCACAACCUGCUGGGGGAGAUUGACCAGCAGUACAGCCGCUUCCUGCAGGAGAACAACGUGCUCUACCAGCACAACCUGCGGCGCAUUAAGCAGCACCUGCAGUCCAAGUACCUGGAGAAACCCAUGGAGAUCGCCCGCAUCGUAGCCCGCUGCCUCUGGGAAGAGCAGAGGCUGCUGCAGACCGCCACCACCGCCGCACAGGACGGAACGGCGUCUCACCCGUCUGGCACUGUGGUGACGGAGAAACAACAGAUCCUGGAGCACAACCUGCAGGACAUCAGGAAGAGGGUGCAGGAUAUGGAGCAAAAGAUGAAGAUGCUUGAGAAUCUCCAGGAUGAUUUUGACUUCAACUACAAGACCCUUAAAAGUCAGGGUGAUAACCCACCCAACUCCUCUCCUAUUUGCUCAGAGUUGUCCCAGGACAUGAAUGGGAACAGCCAGGCGGCAGCCACCCGGCAGAAGAUGUCUCAGCUGGAACAGAUGCUGAGUGCUCUGGACCAGCUCAGGAGGCAAAUCGUGACUGAAAUGGCAGGGCUGCUGUCAGCCAUGGACUUUGUCCAGAAGAACCUGACAGAUGACGAGCUGGCUGACUGGAAGAGGAGGCAGCAGAUUGCCUGCAUCGGAGGACCACCCAACAUUUGCCUGGACCGCUUGGAGACAUGGAUUACUUCCCUGGCUGAGUCUCAGCUGCAGAUCCGCCAGCAGAUCAAGAAGCUGGAGGAGCUCCAGCAGAAGGUGUCCUAUAAGGGAGACCCCAUCAUCCAGCACCGGCCCGCUCUGGAGGAGAAGAUAGUGGACUUGUUCAGGAACCUCAUGAAGAGUGCGUUCGUGGUGGAAAGGCAGCCUUGUAUGCCCAUGCAUCCAGACAGACCACUGGUCAUCAAGACAGGUGUGCAGUUCACCAACAAAGUCAGAUUACUGGUGAAGUUCCCAGAAUUGAAUUACCAGCUGAAGAUCAAAGUUAUUAUUGAUAAGGAAUCUGGGGACGUGGCUGCCAUUCGAGGCUCCCGAAAGUUCAACAUCCUAGGAACCAACACCAAGGUGAUGAACAUGGAGGAGUCCAACAACGGCAGUCUGUCGGCAGAGUUCAAACACCUGACCCUGAGGGAACAGAGGUGUGGCAAUGGUGGCAGGACCAACAGUGAUGCCUCCCUGAUCGUUACAGAGGAGCUCCACCUCAUCACCUUUGAGACAGAGGUCUACCACCAGGGCUUGAAGAUCGACCUGGAGACCCAUUCUCUACCAGUGGUGGUCAUCUCCAACAUCUGCCAGAUGCCCAACGCCUGGGCCUCCAUCCUGUGGUACAACAUGCUGACCAACCACCCCAAGAAUGUGAACUUCUUCACUAAGCCUCCAGUGGGGACGUGGGAUCAGGUAGCGGAGGUGCUGAGCUGGCAGUUCUCCUCCACCACUAAGAGAGGCCUGACCAUCGAGCAGCUCACCACCCUGGCUGAGAAACUACUAGGGCCGUGUGUGAACUACUCUGGAUGCCAGAUCACCUGGGCCAAGUUCUGCAAAGAGAACAUGGUGGGUAAAGGCUUCUCUUUCUGGGUAUGGCUGGACAACAUCAUUGACCUGGUCAAGAAGUACAUCCUGGCCUUGUGGAAUGAAGGAUAUAUUCUGGGUUUCAUCAGUAAGGAGAGGGAGAGGGCCAUCCUGAGCCCUAAGCCUCCUGGGACCUUCCUGCUGCGCUUCAGUGAGAGCAGUAAGGAGGGAGGCAUCACCUUCACCUGGGUGGAGAAGGACAUCAGUGGGAAGACUCAGAUCCAGUCGGUGGAGCCUUACACCAAGCAGCAGCUCAACAGCAUGUCCUUUGCGGAGAUCAUUAUGGGAUACAAGAUCAUGGACGCCACCAACAUCCUGGUGUCUCCGCUGGUCUACCUCUUCCCAGAGAUCCCCAAGGAGGACGCCUUCGGGAAGUACUGCCGACCGGAAGCUGCUCCAGAGGCGGAGCUCGGAGACCCGUGUAGCACCAUUCAACCAUACUUAAAGACAAAGUUCAUCUGUGUAACCCCGUGCCCUUCCGUGUUCAUGGACUUUCCGGACAGCGAGCUGCUUGGGAACGGGAUAUUCCCUGGCACUAACUCUGGUAACACCAGUGACCUGUUUCCCAUGUCCCCUCGCACCCUGGACUCUCUGAUGCACAAUGAGACUGAGGCCAACCCUGGCCCGCUGGCCCUCUUGCUUUCUGUCUUCCCAGACUCCCUCACUCUGGACAUGGAGUUGAGUUCUGACGUGGCGUCACCCAUGUGAAGAGACGAAUGAGCCAGACUAAUUUUAAAUCUUUUAACUCCCCGUUUUCUUCAAAAAUCUGUAAUCCACAGGUACCUCUGUCCCAUAUUGUGAAAGGGAACGAGAUGCAUUACAUUUAGCCACUUGUUUUGUUCUUUACCUUUCACCUUAAUGCCUAAAAACACACCGACAGUGUCAUUGAGCAAAAUGGUACGGAGCAUCAUCUGGAUAUGUGUGCAACAAAAGUUCAACAUUCACCUUCUGCUACCAUUUCUGUCAAGCCAUCGACACAUACAGUUUGAUGCAUACUUUAGAUAAAGGCAAAUGCAGCGUUCCAUUGGAAAGGCAUGUACUUUAGGUGUACCAAAAUGCAAUGACGCUAUCGGUGUGAUCGAGGCGUUGGUUUCAAUGUUUCGAAAAGCCAUGUCUCACUUCCUGUGGGUUUUUCACAAAGUACUUUAUUUAAAUUGUAGAUUUUUUAAUACAAAGGUAUAUUUUUGUUUCCUUUACUUUCUUUUAAAAUGGUUUUGAUCUCCAACCUUCAUUUAUGAACCAGCGCUUGUUUUUAUAAGAAUGUCUAAAGAGGAAGAUGGCUGUCUAGCUUUUCAAAAAUAAGUUAGCUUCAUAGUUCUCAAUUACCUAUUACAUGAUAACCUUUUUGGUAGUCCGUCUGUCUGUGUCCCAUGUCAUUUACUUUCUUUUAAAAUGGUUUUGAUCUCCAACCUUCAUUUAUGAACCAGCGCUUGUUUUUAUAAGAAUGUCUAAAGAGGAAGAUGGCUGUCUAGCUUUUCAAAGAUAAGUUAGCUGCAUAGUUCUCAAUUACCUAUUACAUGAUAACCUUUUUGGUAGUCCGUCUGUCUGUGUCCCAUGUCAUUCUCUAUUGAAGGGGACACCUGUAUCUUUAUUUGAUUGAGAAAUAUCCUGGUCCAUUCUUUCCAGUGGUAUCUUAUUCCUUAUUACAUAUUACAAAAAACCUGUAUCUAGAAUCUCACUAACACGAGUCAGUAAUAUGUGUUUGUAAAAACCAAGGAGACGAGAACCAAGGUGACUAGUGAAUUUGUUAAUUGAACAUUCAUUCAUAUAGGUAAUUUAUGUGAGUGGUGCUGGUUUUUGUUUUAGGUGUCUGAAAUGGCAUUGAUAAUGGCAGGAUAUUUCUCUGACCUUCUCCCCUGGGCUCAACCCUCAGCCGACAGGCAGCAUGUCUCAGUUGGGAAGGGAAGAAUACUGAUUUCUUCCCUGGAUUGUAGAGUACAUUGAUGUUUGUCAUGAAUCUUGCCCUGAGCAAUUUCCACUAGCUGGACCAGCUGCAAAUUCAAAAUUGGCGAUGUAAAAAUGUAUGAAAAGAAAAGGUAACUUUUUUCCCCCUUAAUUUAAGGUUGGGGUUAUCAGUGUGGGUUAAGGUUGGGUUUAAAAUCUGAUUUUAUGACUCGCUGUACCAGCUUGUGACCACUGCAGAGCCUCCCUCCAGGACAAGAUUGAUGACAAUGAAUGCCAACCUGUUAUUGUAGAUAGAAAUGUACAUUAUUCUUUGGUGUUUUGAAUUCAUACAUACCCCUUUAUCCUUCAUAGUUUGUCAUAAUGAGAAUACCAUUUGUUGUUUUCAUUAAACCAUGACAAUAGAGAUGAUCAUUGCUGCAGUACUGCACUAGUCUUUGCCUAAAUGGUUUAUGUAGUGCCUUUCUCAUACUGUAUGAAUGAUUUAUUUUAAGCUAACACUUCUUGAAUGUGUUGACCAUGUUUGUUUUGUAAUUUGCAUAAUGUUAGUAUCAGUUUCAAGUGAUAUUUCACUUCUGUUUGACUGCAUAUGCGCAUGAUGUGAUGCCACAACACCACACUUGUCCAUCACUUCCUGACUUAAGUGCUCAGUUGAAUCGGUAAUUGAGUUCACUCUGUAGAUGUUAUUUGAAAAAACAAUCUGUAAAUUAUGCUGUAAUUAAUCUUAUAUUUGUUUAAAAAUCAUAAAACAAAAAAAUACAUAUCU